Molecule: messenger RNA, 834 nt
Organism: Anopheles moucheti
Lineage: Eukaryota; Metazoa; Arthropoda; Insecta; Diptera; Culicidae
Gene: DCTN5-p25
Product: dynactin subunit 5
Exons: 3
Coding region: 25-675 (216 amino acids)
Source: RefSeq, a predicted model, not a curated record
AAACAACAAGCGGAUGAAAAUGCUAUGAACCGACCUUCUUUAUAUACGCUUCAAAAUUUGUUGUGGAAAGUUGGGGAAUUGUUUAGGUUCGACUUGUUCCUGGAUUUAUGGACGAUGGAAGCCCUUAAUACGUACUACAGCAAGGAAGAGUACGUGGAAACUGCAUCUGGGAACAAGGUUAGUCGCCAGACUGUACUGUGCGGCUCACAAAACAUCGUCCUACAUGGCAAGGUAAUCGUGCAGAGUGGAGCCAUCAUUCGUGGAGAUUUGGCUGCCGUACGCACUGGCAGAUACUGUGUCAUUUCGAAGGGAUCCGUCGUUCGACCACCGUACAAACAGUUUAGCAAGGGAGUGGCAUUUUUCCCACUUCAAAUCGGCGAUCAUGUGUUUAUUGGUGAGGGUGCCGUUGUGUCUGCGGCAUCGAUCGGAUCGUACGUUUACAUUGGCAAGAAUGCUGUGAUAGGUCGUCGAUGCAUGCUGAAGGAUAACUGUAUUGUCGAGGAUGGAGCGGUAGUUCCACCGGAAACGACAAUUGCCAGCUACAUGCGCUACACCGCCGACGGAAGGAUUGAGGGUGGCCAAGGUAAUCCUGAUUUCGUACCUCACGCCAUGCUAGACUUGAUGAUUGAAUUCACCAAAUCGUACUACGAUCAUUUCGUGCCAGCACCCAACUGACGACAACGUGAACUCUCGGCUCCUCCACCGAGAGUUCCUCGUGUGCAAUGAAAGAAUCCUUUUCCCACAAGCAUUUCCACGGCAAUCUGUAAGAGUCGUUCAUUAACAACUAAUCUUAAACUAUAAACACAUAUUUAUUCGAAGUGAAAAUAAACAAAU